UAGAGCCCACGCACCAACGACCGCCAACGUUCUGCUCCUGCCAAUCCAGCCGAAAUGGCUCCUCUCUUUAUCCUCACCGAGACGUCGGCCGGCUAUGCGCUUCUCAAGGCCAAGGACAAGAAGCUGCUGCAGCGGGAUGCGUCCGACAUGGCGAGCGCAGAGCAAAUAUGCAGCCUGCUCAAGCUGAAGAAGUUCGACAAGUAUCCUAAUGCCACCACCGCACUCGACGAAACUGCUGCCAUCACCGAAGGAAAAGUUACCCCACGCCUCGCCCAACUGCUCGAUACCCUCAAAGAUGAGACCAAGGCCUCCCUCGCCGUCGCCGACCCCAAGCUAGCGAAUGCGAUCAACAAGCUCCCAGGCCUGUCCCUCGCACCCGUUGCCGACUCGACUACCUUUGACGUCUACCGAGCUAUCAGAGAGCACCUUACGUCUCUGAUUCCUGGACUUCUGCCGAGCGACGUCAACACUAUGAACCUGGGUCUAUCGCAUUCCUUGAGCCGACACAAGUUGAAGUUUUCACCCGACAAGGUCGACACCAUGAUUAUUCAAGCUAUCGCGCUUCUCGAUGACCUCGAUAAAGAACUAAACACCUACGCUAUGCGAGUCAAGGAAUGGUACGGAUGGCAUUUCCCCGAGAUGGCCAAGAUCAUCAACGACAACGUUGCGUACUCUCGAGUUAUUCUCCAGAUGGGUAUGCGCACUGACGCUCACUCGACCGACCUGUCCACUAUAUUGCCCGAAGAGAUCGAAGCGGCCGUGAAGGCGGCUGCUGAAGUCAGCAUGGGCACCGAAAUGACAGAGGAGGAUCUAGACAGCAUUAAGAUGUUGGCUGAACAAGUGGCCAUGUUCACCGAGUACCGACAGCAGCUCUCAUCUUACCUUACCGCUCGCAUGACCGCAAUUGCUCCAAAUCUGACAGCCUUGGUUGGCGAGUUGGUCGGUGCACGGCUUAUCGCUCACGCUGGCUCCCUCAUGAACCUUGCCAAGUCUCCCGGUUCGACUGUGCAAAUCCUCGGUGCUGAGAAGGCCCUCUUCCGCGCUCUGAAGACCAAACACGAUACUCCCAAAUACGGACUUAUCUAUCACGCUUCGCUGAUCGGCCAAGCCACCGGCCGCAACAAGGGAAAGAUUGCCAGAAUGCUCGCUAGCAAGGCCGCGCUUGGGCUUCGUGUUGACGCGCUGGCGGAUUGGGGCACUGGUGGUGAGGGCAAGGGAGUCGAGCCUACGGAAGAGGAGAAGUCCGCGAUGGGACAUAUGCACAGAGUACAGAUCGAGAGGAGGCUACGAGCACUCGAAGGCAAGCCGCUCAAGGCUAUGGGCUCAGGCAUUCCACCACUUCAAAGCGGCACCGGCAAAUGGGAGGUCAAAGAAGCCCGGAAGUACAACGCAGAUGCGGACGGUCUCGCCGGGGAUGAGCCCGCAGCAGCGAAGAAGGCGAAGAAGGCGAAGACGAACGGCGUAUCCAAGGACGUCAAGAUGAUUGAAGAAGUCGACAGUGACAAUGAGUCCGAGAGCGCGGACGCUGGCGCAUCAGAUUCCGAGUCGGAAGCGGAGUCUCCCAAGGUCUCGAAGAAGGCGAAGAGCAGCAAGGGCGACGCAGAACUCAGCAAGGCCGACAAGAAAGCAGCAAAGGCCGCCGAAAAGGAAGCGAAGAGGAAGCGCAAAGCCGAAAAGGCCGCGAAGAAGGAGGCUAAGCUAGCUAAGAAGGCAGCCAAGGAAGCGAAGAAGUCGAAGACCGAGUCAGCACCAGAAGGCAAGAAGCGGAAACGGGAUGACGACGGCGAGAAGGUCGAGAAGAAGAAAAAGAAGAAGAGCAAGGACUAGGCUGCUGUACCUUGCGGUUGGUUGAUAUGCUAUGCGGUCGAGAUGAGCUGAGAUGGAUUUUCCUCGUUUCCAUUUGAGCUUCUCUAUAUCAUGCUAAAAGGAAUACGGCGUUUGUCUCUGGGUUUCUCUUUGUAUGUCGCUGAGAUAUACCGAGCCGGCGUGAGGGGAGUUGGGGCCGGCGGCACUGGACUUGUGCUCUCUUGCAUUUCUUCUCUCUAUUUUUGUGCUGUUCUGGACUGUAAGUAGGCGGUUGAACCUCAAACAUUGGCGACGCCUGUGGAUAUGGCUAGAUGUGACAAGAAUCCUGAAACCUUCAUUACUCUGCUCUCCACGUGACUUAAACUAGUUCGUACACGCAGCUGGGAGGACUUCAGAUAUGAGCGAAACCUAUCGUCAUAGCUAGCCUCCAGAUAUAUGAAAAAGAAACCCUUUAAC
Messenger RNA from Mytilinidion resinicola, 2262 nucleotides. RefSeq names its product Nop domain-containing protein. The coding region runs from base 55 to 1827 and encodes 590 amino acids. Gene Ontology annotation, molecular function: snoRNA binding. NCBI's taxonomy places the organism in Eukaryota, Fungi, Ascomycota, Dothideomycetes, Mytilinidiales, Mytilinidiaceae. The transcript is spliced from 4 exons. Gene Ontology annotation, cellular component: small-subunit processome; box C/D methylation guide snoRNP complex. The record is from RefSeq and is a predicted model, not a curated record.